Messenger RNA from Anarrhichthys ocellatus (wolf-eel), 5065 nucleotides. RefSeq names its product prolyl endopeptidase like (gene prepl). Gene Ontology annotation, cellular component: cytoskeleton; Golgi apparatus. Gene Ontology annotation, biological process: proteolysis. The record is from RefSeq and is a predicted model, not a curated record. The coding region runs from base 210 to 2396 and encodes 728 amino acids. Gene Ontology annotation, molecular function: serine-type endopeptidase activity. The transcript is spliced from 15 exons. NCBI's taxonomy places the organism in Eukaryota, Metazoa, Chordata, Actinopteri, Perciformes, Anarhichadidae.
AUACACGUGCAUAUAAUCUCUACGCUGCUGUCAACGAUACAUAUUUCGGGUUGAAAUACAAUGCCUAUUUGUCAUAUUAAACGUGUAAACGGUUAUUACUGUCGUGAUGACCGAUGUUAACUUACCAGGCAGUGACAGUUGGCUUCUGAAAACCACAUAAACGCAGCUAGCACGUGUCUAUUUACCUGAUUAAACGUUACGUCUUUGUAAUGGCUGUUCUCUCCUCUCUGCUGUGUUCACCGGCUCGUCUCGUUACACCAUCUCGGUUAGGAUUUUUUUGGGAGCUUGCCGUUCGCAAACGGAUGACAUGUUACUCCCUGUCCGUCCAACGUUGCUGCACGUCGGACACUUCAAACUCAUCCACUGAUCAUCUCAGCUCUGGACUUGAGAGGUACAAGGACUUGCAGAAGUAUUUCAACAGGAGACUGAAGGCAACGUACCGCAGGUUGUCCAACACACCUGAUCACUCAUCGAUCUGUGGACAUCACCAUGAGUAUUUCAUUGAGAGUGAUGGCAUCUACAGAUUGGACCAGAGACAGAGUGAGCCGGUGUCAGAGCAGGUGCUAAAUCUAGAACAAGUCUCUGGACAGGAGGAGAAGACAGGAGUUGAUAAUGAAGAGAGGAAGCAGAGGAUUCAGUGGACUGUUCAGAGAAUACGUCUGUCCCCACAGGAAAAGCAUCUUGCUGCAACACUAAAAACUACUAACGGAGAAGAGCCGAGGUGUGUGGUUGUGAGACUUGGAAAGAGAAAGUCCUCCCCUCUGGAUCCCCCACACGUCGUAUUCACUCUGGAUAAAGUCUUGAGCUUUGAGUGGGCCACAGACGAGGUCCUGUUUUACACAACUCUGGAGGGUCUACGCUGCGGCAGAGUGCUUCGGCUGGACCUGACCCCCGGUGGAAGCAGGAUAACUUCUGUGUAUGAGGAAACGCAUCCCGAUGUGUUUGUGGAGGUUGCCCUUUCAAGAGACAGACAGAUACUGAGCAUCAAUUGCAGCAGCAGGACCAGUUCAGAGGUGCUGCUAAUUGAUACAACAGCAUCCCAUUUAGAGCCUUUCCUGGUUCAGCCACGCCAGCCGGACCUCCUGUACCAUGUGGAGCACUGGAGAAAGGGUCUGAUUAUACUGACUAAUACAGGGCCUGGACAAGAAUAUCAGGUUGUACAGGCCCCUCUCUCGGAGCCACACAUGGUCUCCUGGGUGCCGUUGUUUGCCCCUGGCCCUGGCACUGCCAUCAAAGACAUGGACGUGGUUGGCGACCACUGCGUGUUAGUUGCGAGAACACCAGCCGGUGAGCUCAUCCUGGUCGUGGUCCCGCUGACCCAUCCCAAGGAGGCAUACACUGUACAGCUCCCUUCCUGGGCCUGUGCCAUCCAAACCAAGACACCAGGUGUGGCAGACCAACGCGGUGUGUUAGAGUUCUUGAUUUCAUCUCCAGUCCACCUCCCGGUGCCCUACUGUCUAAACCCUGAGGACGGGCUACUUUUAUCAGGCACCGGAGAUGGGACCUCCCUAGAGAGCCAGGGGAAUUAUACCACCACACGCUUAGAGGCCUGCAGCCAAGAUGGUACCUUGGUGCCGGUGACACUGUUUCAUUCAAAACCUGUGGAGAGUUUGCGCCAGGCGCCGCUACUGGUCCGUGUCUACGGAGCAUAUGGCAGAGAUCUCAACAUGGAGUUCUGCCCAGAGAAAAGGCUGCUGCUGGAGCAGGGCUGGACUCUGGCCUUCUGCCACAUCAGAGGUGGAGGAGAGCGUGGCCUGUUCUGGCAAAGACAAGCUCGCGUAGAGGGGAAGCAGAGAGGAGUGGAGGACCUCCAAGCCUGUCUCCAUCACCUCUUCUCUUUAGGAGUCUCGUCUCCUUCACUCACUGCCCUCACAGCCUGCAGUGCUGGUGCUGUGCCAGUGGGAGCGCUGUGCAACAGACACCCACACAUGGUGCGGGCUGUCACGCUGCAGGCUCCUUUCCUGGAUGUGUUGGGAGCUAUGGAGGAUCCCAGCCUGCCUCUAACUUUGGAGGACAGAGAAGAAUGGGGGAACCCAGUAGGAAACCCAAAACAUAGACUAACCAUCUCCUCCUACUGUCCCCUUCACAACAUUACCCCUCAGUGCUACCCAUCGAUUCUGCUGACAGCAUACAGCGGUGAUCGUAGGGUUCCUCUGGCAGGCGUCCUCAGAUACACCGAGCAGUUAAAAAACGCCAUUCAUACCCACCUCACCAUGAAACCAGAGUCAGAAUGUGAACCAGCACCAAACGUAGUUCUGAAUAUUCAACCUGGAGCAAAUCACCACGGACCAGAUGACUUUGAGUUGAUGCUGGAGGAGGAAGCCCUCACGCUAGCGUUCCUACACACAGAGCUGGACCUGGACCCUCCUCGGCCUCCACGCAGGAGGAAGAGAUAGCACAGCUAUGAGGGGGAAAUCAGGAAUCUAACCACAAUGACCUAAACAUCUGCCAUCAUGACCACAGUAUGAGCCCAAAUCUUAAUCCACAUCAACAGUGAAUGUAUCUGCAAUGGUCCUCUUUAUUAUAUGACAUGGAUCUCGUACAGAGAAAAAGAAUCUUGAUCGUUUGAUUGCUGCUGUGAACUUUAAUAACUUUUCAUUUUAGCAUUUAUAAAGUAUAUCCAUGACACUCAAAUAGCAGGCCUUCUCAGAGACGUAGCACUGUUCUGGGUGGUUCGGAUUAAACCGAGUGCUGGUGGAGUACUGAAUCACCAAACUCUCUCCUGCCUCCGUCGGGAUACCAGACUUUUGUAACGCCUUGCCGUCGUUGACUUGGUUGGUGCUCUUCAGCACCUUUAGCUGGUCUGGUAGCUCACGAACAGAGGAGAGAUCUGUGAUGGUGGAUUCUUUACCAAAGUUAAGCACCAUGAGGAAAGCUCGGUUAAGCCCAUCCAGCUCUCUGAGGUACGAGAAGACACUGGCAUCGGCGUGGACGUAGCAGAACCAUCCGCGUUGAAGGGCGAGCUCUGACUGACGCAGGGCGGUCAGGAAACGGUACUGAGCCAGAACAGACCCUUCAUCUUCCCUCUGGACCUAGAAGACAGAGAGUGGCACGGGGAUGCACCAUGAUCAGGAUCAAGUUGAACAAGCUCUGGCCAGAUGUUUCUCCAGAGUUGGACAGUAUUGAAUGAGUUCUGUACCUCCACAUUGAUGCUUGUGUAAUUAGGGUGUACAGGCAACCAGGUGAUGUUGGUUUUGUUGUUAAAGCCUGCGUUCAUGUCACCGCUCCACUGCAUUGGAGACCGCUGAGGGUCCCGACUGGCACUCUGCAGGGAAAUGUGAGCACAAUGAAUGUCUAUGGACAUACUUUCAUGCACGUGCACUCAGUUUGCCACAAUCCUACCAUCAUGAAUGUCACAUUGUUCAGUUGUUGAAAUUUCUUUACAGAGGCGGUGAUUUAACUUCAUGGCCUUUUUUCCAGGCUGUAUUUUGUGGUAAAGUUGGAUACAUUUAUGUCACUAUAACACACUUCAUCCUGUUUUGUAACGUCAUCAAUUAAAAGGGCCAUGGCAGAGACGUCACAGUGAGACAUUCCUUAUUGUGUAUGCACAGUACUGACCGCAUUGUAUUUGCCAGCAAGGUCCUGUGUCUGACUGUCUGUGACGUUAAUGUUCUCCAUGCCUAUCUCCUCGCCGUAGUAGGUGGUGGGCGUGCCUGGGAGGGUCAGCAGCAGCAUGUUGAUGACACGAAUGUAGGUCUGACCAGCAGUGGAGGCAAUCCGAGGCUUGUCGUGGUUCCCAACCUUAUACACAGUUUAAGAGAAAUACAUGGAAGAGAAAGCUGAUGUUGAAAAGUGAGGGAUGUGAGAUGUAUAGAUAAAGUGAGCGAGAAUCCUGGGACUCCUGACUCACCAGCCAGGUGGCCCAUUGUCCCCUGGGCAUGUUGGCCAUCCACAGCUGGACCAGAUGUUUAACCCACGAGCCACUGUUGUUCUGAGGCAGGUCCAGCAGGUAAAAGUUAAAGGGCAAGUCACUUUCUUUAACCAGCGGGGUGCCAUAGUACAUCAUGGUCUUGUCCACCUCGUGGUAAUCAUAAGACUCCGACACCAUGAACCUGAAGUGGAUCAAGAACUUGUUUAUGAAAACAUGCAAUCUGAUCCUCAGCCAUACAGUGUCAACAAGACUUGAUUUGAAUCCUUGUGAACUCUGCUGAACUCUUUCAUUGGCCUUUAACAAGGAUUUAAAGUAGAAAUUUAAACCAGAAAAGGUUUCAGACCUGUAGAAAAGAGGGAUAUUUAUAGUCUGAGCUUUAUAUUGCGCAACCUUAUUGUCAUAUUUAUAGACAGUAGUGAAACACAGUUACAUUAAACAGGGACACUCAAAUUGUAAAUACGAGUUUUAAACAUGUGACGCAAGACAAUACAAAGGACUGUUGCAGAAGUAAUAAAAUUAUGAAUGAUGAGCUACGUGAACCUUAUGGCAACGUGAUCAUCAUACGUAGUAGCAAAUGAAGUAGGUAAGAGCAGUAUCAGUCCAAAGUGUACAAUAGUAUUAUUGUAUGGCUCCCGUACCUGUAUCGGCCAGGCUCACGGCUGUAGACAUCCAUCUCAGCCCUCCAGUCCCUCAGCAGGUCGUGCAGGCCCAGCUGACUGGUGGUGUAGUCAUGGUGGAGGUCCCACUCUGAGGCCACAGACUCCUGGAUUGUUGUAAAUAUAAAUAAAUAUGGAGUAAUGUAGCUAUUAUUGGAUGUCAGGCCUAUUCAUUUAAUUGGUUUCGCAUAUGGUUUAGGGUACUAGUGGUCUAUUCACAGUAAAGCUUCCACCCUUAGAUCAUCCACCACAGUGGAUCAAGAGAGCUCAACUGUGUUUUCCUCUGCCCACUGGGAGUUAUGAGAGCUUGGGUGUGAAUGUGUUCCUUUGUCCACCUAAGCACCGGGUCCAGUCACAGGCUCAGAUAGAGAGUAGAGGCCAAGUGAUAAGAGACUUUUGGGUUCAAUAAUGAAGGAGUAGUGUUAAAAAAAUGUUCAGUUUGGUGCUAAUUUUAUUGGUAAAUUAUUGGUUGUUAUUGGGGAAGAAGACAAAAGUAACACAAGCAGAAAAAUAUGUCUUGUUAAGUAUAAAAUGUCAC